Molecule: messenger RNA, 1137 nt
Organism: Protopolystoma xenopodis
Lineage: Eukaryota; Metazoa; Platyhelminthes; Monogenea; Polystomatidea; Polystomatidae
Source: the annotation of a GenBank genome assembly
AUGAGCUGUAGUGUGUUGCUAAGACUGGCGAUACCCUCUGACGAUGCCGACUACGAUGCUGGUGAAACGUUUGGGAAUGUACCACUUCCACGGUACAACUUUGGAAAUGAUCAUGCAUACAAUGGACUCCAGACUAGGUGGGAUCUCAUUCCCAGAAAUCUAUCCGAUAAUUUGUUUGCGAAGGGCGUCAUCGAACGUCUUUUUGCAUCAUUAGUUGUUGGCGGUGGUGGUUAUGUUUCCUAUGCUGAAAACUUCUGCUCCUAUCGAAGUAGUAUUCUACAACCAAUGGCUGUUCCGAAACUGGGCUGUUAUGUGGAGCCGUACCAGGAAUCUUGGAAGCCGUGCAUGGUUUCAACCUGCAUACCUAAUCACAAGGCUCUUAACCGGCCCGCCUACCCCGCCAACAUAUGGCUGAUCAGCUUCUUCUUGGCUAUCCUCAUUAUGCUCGCUGUCUGUGUCCUAGUCGCUGGGCUUUGGCGUGGAUCCUUCGCCAUGCGCGCAGGUUAUCAGCGAUACACAGGCUCUGGAAUCUCAAGCAAUCUACAUCCAACUAUUCGGCAGUCGAGAGCUUUUUCAACCACUUGGCUACUCAACAAACUGGUGCCUAGCAAGUUGGGUGGAUAUCAGAGGGCCCCAGGACGACUAGAGCUUUCUGGGGAUGGGUUCAUUGGAUUUUCCAACUACAGCGCCUACGGCGGUUGCGAGGGCACAUCCAGUGCCGGCCAUGGAGAGAUUGAUCUUACCAGGGGUUUGGUUGGUGUCCUGACCCCAGGCCGACUUGAGCCAACAGUCAAGUCUGGCCAAAGUGGCGUAGUUAGACUGGAUCUGACUGGAUCCGGUGUCAGCAAAGAACCGGGAGUCAUGUAUGUGACGGAGGCAAGCCAAAUGACAGGGCAUGUGAAUCAGACGAGCGACAGGCGCCAAAGGCUAGAGCCCUCUUCUACGCUGGCAAAUGCAUUGGUUCCUGCCCCAGAGCUUUCGCUAAAUGUGGCGGCCAAGGCUCAGGGGCAGUCAAUUCAUUCGCCAUAUCUCCCGAACUUGGCAGCCAAUCCGGCACCGAUACCUACCACCAUUGAGAUACCGUUCUCAGCUCUUCCAUACAAAAUGUUGGAGGACAAUUUUCUUGAGGAACUGUAG